CCGUGGGUGCCGUCCUCCUGCGGCCGGAGUCAGUCAGUCAGCCAGCUCGGCGAUACAGACACCCUGAGAGAGACGCUGCCCUGGGGGUAACGGCUCAGGCCGGACGCGGCACCAUGGGGACCGAGUGAGCGGGAUUUCUCCACGUCAAGAGGAGGAGGAGAAGGAGAAAAAUUGUCAAGAUAAAAAAACAGAGAGAAGGAAGUCCGCGGGCGGCCGGCCGUCAGGAAAUGUCCGGGAAGCUGGAGAAACAAGAUUCCCAACGCUCCCACCUGACCUCGUUCACCAUGAAGUUGAUGGACAAAUUUCACUCACCGAAAAUAAAACGAACUCCAUCAAAAAAAGGAAAACCAUUGGAGAUAACUAUCAAAACUAACACAGAAAAACCUCCAAACAAGACUUUAAACCGGCUGGAAGAGCAGGAAAAGGAAGUGGUGAGUGCACUGCGGUAUUUCAAAACCAUUGUGGAUAAAAUGGUGAUUGACAAAAAAGUGCUAGAGAUGUUGCCAGGGUCAGCCAGUAAAGUCCUCGAGGCCAUCUUGCCGUUAGUACAAGUGGAUCCACGCAUUCAACAAAGCUCAGCCAUUACAUCCUGUUUAAACCAGGUAUACCAGAGCCUGGCCAAUCUAAUUCGCUGGUCUGAUCAAGUGAUCUUAAAAGGUGUGAAUUUAGAGGACAAGGAAAGGGUCAUGGCGAUGAUUAAAGCAGUCCUUGAUGGAAUAAAGGAGCUUGUGAAACUGACAAUAGAGAAGCAAGAACAGCCAUCCCCUACCUCGCCUGUGAAACCCAGCCCACCAACAUCUAAAACUGACAGUGCAACAGAGCUUCCACUGACUGACAGGGAGAAGGAAAUUCUUACUAAAACUACUCCAAUGACAAGAUCGCUGGAAAUAAUUCCAGACUCUGUGGAUGGAGAAUGUGCCCCACCAAAGCCACCAUUGCCUGGUAUUCGCAUUAUGGACCACAGUAGUGUUCCACCUCUACCACCCAAGAAGAGGACAUCUGCACCCUCCCCAACAAGAGUGGCAGUAGUAUCUCCCAUAAGUCGAGCUGCCAGUGGUUCUAGCUUACCCAAUACCAAACAGGACUUUGAUGGAUUGGAUUGCUAUCUGCAAAGGCGGCUGUCCGGUGGCAGCCACUCAUAUAGUGGAGAAUCACCAAGGGUAUCUCCUUGUAACAGCAUGGGAAAACUAAGCAAAUCUGAUGAACAGUUAUCAUCGUUAGACAAUGAUAGUGGGCAGUGUUCGCAGAAUACAAGUUGUGAAACACUUGAUAAUCCAGAAAGCUAUGAUCCCGAUUAUGAUUUCCUGCAUCAGGACCUUUCAACUGUUGAUCAGAUUCCCCUGCAGCUUUCUGGCACACUAAGCCCACUUCCCGAAUCAGCAGUAGAAUCCAGUUCACCUCUUCCUGGGCAGACAUUUACGUCACCACUUUGUACUUCACAAACAGUGCCAGCUUGGAGGCAGAUACCACAAACUGAUGUUCAACCUUUGCAGAUGCCACCAGCAUUGCCAGAAAAGAAGCGUCGGAGUGCUACCUCAUCAGAGAGUUCCGGAUAUAGAGUCUCGUAUGAGCGGUUUCCAUCACAAUAUGAUAAUAUCUCCGAGGAGGAAAUGCAGAAUUCUGCUGUACCAGCAAUUCAGCAUCCUCCUUUUGCUGUAGUGUCACCAAGGCCACAAGGGAUGUUAUCAAUGUCAGUGGGAUUUCCAAACAUUGAUGUUUCAGAAUCAACAGGAGUACCAGAGAAGCCACCUCCACUCCCAGAGAAGAAGAAAAGGAAUAUUCACGCGUAUAUGCAGUUUGUGGAGGAUUAUUCUGAGCCGCAGCCUCAUGUUUUUUACCAGACACCACAGAAUGAGCAUAUUUAUGAACAGAGGAACAAACGAUUUCAGGAAGUCUAUGGAUUCAAUGACUCUUUCAGCAGCACUGAUUCAUCUCUUGAGAUUCUGCCUCCUCCAGUUCUCCCACCCAAGCAAAGGCAACUGUUCAAGUCGGUUUUUAGGUCCUAUUCGCAGGACUUUGUUCCUCACCAUCACACCUCUGCAUCUCCUUCUCUCUGCACUAUCACCUCCCACUUUCCAGCUGUACACCAAUCGAGGAGCUCUGAUCUAACUUUACCGGGCUCGACUGGCAUAUUGAAAGCUGCGGAACUGCUGGAAUGCUCUCAUGACAAUGCAAAGCCUGUUCCUGUCUGCCUCCCUCCUGAAUCUGCUUUUCCCACUUCUCUCCAAACUUCCUCGAGCGAGAGCAAUAGUGAUGAUGCUGGUGAGGGUGAAUACGUGAAUCUGUAUUCGUCCAACCACACCAAUGGAGACCUCUCUCACCCAGAAGCAGAAAUACCGAUGUGUGCCGAUGCUGAUUCUGUAGGGUCUCUGAGUGAACAAGAGAUUCUUCAUCAUAACUGUCCAAAAUCAGCUAACGAAAAGGAAAACCAAAAUCAAGACAGAGAUGACAGACGAGGAGAAACUCCAAAUUCACCAGAUUUGGAUCAAAGUGAUGUAGCAGAUGAAUUAUCACUCAUUGAUCAUGAAGAGAUUGUUGCUAGGUUAACGCUGAAACAGGAGGGAGAGGAUGGCCCUGAGGUGCGAGGAGGCUCUGUAGAUAUUCUCAUAGUUCAUGCGACUGAAACAGAUCGUAAAGAUCUCGUCCUUUACUGUGAAGCAUUCCUAACCACUUAUCGGACAUUUAUUCCACCUGAGGAAAUCAUCAAGAAACUGCAUUAUCGAUAUGAGAAGUUUUGCCACUGUCCAGACACAUUCAAAAAACGAGUGAGCAAGAAUACAUUCUUCUUAUUGGUGCGUGUGGUAGAUGAACUCUGUUUGGUGGAGCUGUCGGAUGACAUCCUGAAGUUGUUGAUGGAACUUGUGUUCCGUUUAGUGUGUAGUGGUGAGCUGAGCCUGGCACGAGUUUUGCGAAAAAAUAUUCUGGAUAAAGUAGAUCAGAAGAAAACUGUGAAAUAUGCAAGUUUGAUGAAGCCAUUGGCUGCACGAGGGGUGGCAGCUAGGCCUGGAACGCUUCAUGACUUUCACAGUCAUGAGAUUGCUGAGCAGUUGACGCUGUUGGAUGCCGAAUUGUUCUACAAAAUAGAGAUUCCUGAGGUUUUACUCUGGGCUAAAGAACAGAAUGAAGAGAAGAGUCCAAACCUAACAGAGUUUACAGAGCACUUCAACAACAUGUCUUAUUGGGUGCGGUCAAUAAUUAUUCAACAAGAGAAAGCACAAGAUCGGGAACGGCUACUCCUAAAGUUCAUCAAAAUUAUGAAGCACUUACGCAAACUGAAUAAUUUUAAUUCAUACCUGGCUAUAUUGUCUGCAUUAGACUCAGCACCCAUCCGUAGGUUGGAAUGGCAGAAGCAAACUUCAGAGGGUCUGGCUGAAUACUGUACACUCAUUGAUAGUUCGUCUUCAUUUCGAGCAUAUCGAGCUGCUUUGGCAGAAGUGGAACCACCCUGUAUACCUUAUCUGGGCCUCAUUCUACAGGACUUGACCUUUGUACACCUGGGCAACCCAGAUCUAAUUGAUGGAAAAAUCAACUUUUCUAAACGGUGGCAACAGUUUAAUAUCUUGGAUAGUAUGCGAUGCUUCCAGCAAGUUCAUUAUGAACUAAAGCGCAUUGAUGAUAUUGUUAUAUUCUUCAAUGACUUCAGUGACCACCUCGCAGAGGAAGCACUGUGGGAAUUGUCAUUAAAAAUCAAACCACGCAACAUUCAGCGACGGAAAACAGAACGUGAAGAGAAAACUUAGAUUUCAACAGUGAAAACUAAACCUUAGAUGGCAGCUAAUGAACCCCACUAAAUUACUUUAUUUACCUGAGCUGCAGAAAUCAGUUCAUGCUUCACCUUCAGAGAUUUGUUUUUAAACAAGAUUUAGAACAGGUGGCAAUACUCUUGGGAAAUGUCCCAGAUUUUAUGCCAUUGCCUGCAGUCAAUUUCCUUUCCUACCACCCGUGCCAAGCUGGUUUUAAGUGUCCUAUGGUGGACCCAUCCAGACAGUUCACUUUAAUUGGCCAAAUGUGGUCUGCAGCUAGACUCUGCUUUGGAGACUGUUUGACAUUGUUAGGUACGAUGGUUCACUUACUGGUUGUGGACUUCUGUUUAUAGAGUAACAGCUAGUGGUACUAACAAUUGCACAGGAAACCUUAAAAUAUUAUUUUGUACUUUAGGAGAAAGACUGGCUCACUGUAAAUACCAGAAUGCUAAGUUGAUGUGCUGUGUUGGGUUUUUUUUGCAUGAGUAAUACUGGAUGCCAGUAAUGAACGAUUUGAUGGAAAAAAAUAAACCAAUUGUACAUAGAGACUGGAAGAAGUGUUUUAGCCAGGCUGGUACUGAAAGGACUGGGAUUGCUCUUAACCAUUGUUCAACAUCCUCACUUAACAGACUUUUGUAAGGUGUUAACAUAUGUGGUUGUAUAUUUUCUGCAUGUACUCUGCGCUGUGGAAUUUUAAAAUGUUAAGCAGAA
Messenger RNA from Hemiscyllium ocellatum (epaulette shark), 4454 nucleotides. It is a transcript of the gene rapgef1a, whose product is annotated as Rap guanine nucleotide exchange factor (GEF) 1a. The coding region runs from base 228 to 3740 and encodes 1170 amino acids. Gene Ontology annotation, biological process: positive regulation of GTPase activity; Ras protein signal transduction. Gene Ontology annotation, cellular component: plasma membrane. Gene Ontology annotation, molecular function: guanyl-nucleotide exchange factor activity. The transcript is spliced from 26 exons. The record is from RefSeq and is a predicted model, not a curated record. NCBI's taxonomy places the organism in Eukaryota, Metazoa, Chordata, Chondrichthyes, Orectolobiformes, Hemiscylliidae.